CGCGAAAGCCCGCUACCUGAUCCUCUUCUUCUGCGUGCAGCUGGUGGUCAUGGCGCUGCUGUACCGCGAGGGCUAUCGGAAGAGGGUGGCGUACUUUUUCAGCAUUUUCGCCAAGAACGGACCCCACUCUUUGGUGUCGCUGGCGCCUCAGAACUUGUCCUUGCCCGGGGACGUUUACAGCAACCUGAGCUUGAUAGCCAAGCCGGCCGUGAGCGAGGAGCUGCUGCCGUUUUGCCCGGAGACGUCGCCGUUUAUAGGGGGGCCAAUCAGAGUCCAGCUGCCAGAGUCCCUGACAAUUGAAGACGUGAAACAUAAAAACCCGUACGUGACCAGCGGAGGACGUUACAAGCCGCCGGACUGCGAGUCCAACCAUAAAACGGCGGUCAUCAUCCCUCACCGGAACAGGGAGCAGCACCUUAAAUAUCUUUUGUACUUUCUACAUCCGUUCCUGCAGCGACAGCAGCUCAACUACGGCAUAUACAUCAUCCAUCAGGCUGGGAACGCUACCUUCAAUCGUGCAAAACUGCUGAAUGUCGGCUUUAAAGAAGCCAUGAAAGACGAGGACUGGCAAUGCUUGUUCUUCCACGAUGUGGACCUCAUCCCGGAGGACGACCGCAACCUGUACAUCUGUGACAAGUUCCCCAAGCACGCCUCCAUCGCCAUGGACAAGUUUGGAUACAAGUUGCCUUAUAAAUACUAUUUUGGUGGAGUCUCGGCACUCUCCCCCGAACAGUACAUGAAGAUAAACGGAUUUCCCAACAACUACUGGGGCUGGGGCGGCGAGGAUGAUGACAUCGCCACCAGAGUUGCACUCAGUGGUCAGUUGAUAUCCCGGCCACCGGUUCGCUAUGGAAGAUACAAAAUGAUAAAGCAUGGACAUGACAAAGGCAACGAGCAAAACCCGAAACGGUUCAACUUGUUGACAAAAACCCGGCGGACGUGGCGACAAGACGGCAUGAACGCUCUCCAGUACAACUUCCUGUCCAAGGAGCUGCAUCCUUUGUACACCAAUAUCACCGUAGACAUUGGCUCCGAGAAAGGGUUCCGACCCAUGACGUGAGAUCCGACCUUCCUCCCGCCCCAACCAGAUGUGCCCUAUUUUGUUCCCACCCCGAGCGUCCUUCCAAGAUGAUGAGCAGGGACUCAACAUGUGGACAAUAAAAUGCAAUAUAUAUGUUUUUUUUUUUUUUUUCUUUACACUUUUCUUUUUAUAGAGA
Molecule: messenger RNA, 1217 nt
Organism: Nanorana parkeri
Lineage: Eukaryota; Metazoa; Chordata; Amphibia; Anura; Dicroglossidae
Product: beta-1,4-galactosyltransferase 3-like
Exons: 6
Coding region: 50-1060 (336 amino acids)
Biological process (GO): carbohydrate metabolic process
Molecular function (GO): glycosyltransferase activity
Source: RefSeq, a predicted model, not a curated record